Messenger RNA from Echinococcus granulosus, 3075 nucleotides. RefSeq names its product Nuclear distribution protein nudE. Gene Ontology annotation, cellular component: centrosome; kinesin complex; kinetochore. The transcript has 21 exons. NCBI's taxonomy places the organism in Eukaryota, Metazoa, Platyhelminthes, Cestoda, Cyclophyllidea, Taeniidae. The record is from RefSeq and is a predicted model, not a curated record. Gene Ontology annotation, biological process: cell migration; centrosome localization; vesicle transport along microtubule. Gene Ontology annotation, molecular function: microtubule binding; catalytic activity. Bases 1 to 3075 code for a protein of 1024 amino acids.
AUGGGGUGGCACUGGAGCGACCUGGAAAUCAUGCCGCCCGGCAGAAUAACUUUACCUGUUUUGGCGGCAGCCACAACAAGGCUUUUAUACUAUUGGAAUUCUAGUUCUGCCUCUGUUAAACCUUCGGUUGACCACGAUCCUAUUUUAUUUAAACAUAGGUUUUGUGACUGCUUUGGUUUCGUACACGAUGCAGAUUACACCUUCGGAUGGAUGGAUGCUGGAGCAUAUGCGAGCGGUUAUCUAAAACGUGCGAAUUAUUUUAAUCUGAAGGUAAAGUUAUCUGGUAGACAUGACUGCCGUUUUACAACUAGUCCAGUUAUUUUGGAAAAUUUUCUUAGUUCCGUUUCCUUUUUCUGUCUGUUAUCUAGUGAAUUAGAUAGCCGUGUUAUUCGCAUUACGUUAAUAAUUAAUUCAGCUGCUAAAGCAAGCGUCGACAAUCAUGCAACACCUGGUCUUACUGAACGCAUUAAGAUCCUUACGCUAAAUUGCUGGGGCAUCUUCAUAAAGGGGAUGACAGUUCAGAAGGAUGUACGUGUUGACGCCAUCUGUGAGCUUCUUCGAAAGUCAGACUGCGAUAUUAUCUUCCUCCAGGAAGUGUGGUUGCAAUCUGACUUUGAGAAAAUCAGGGCCAGUCUGGGUUCUAUCUAUCCACAUUGCGUCAAAUUUCACGCUCAUCUCUUUGGUUCCGGGUUAUGCAUCUUCUGUCGAUGGCCGCUUGUGUCCUUCAUGGCAUUGCCCUUCUCUAUCAAUGGCUACCCUCACUAUAUACAUCAGGCCGAUUGGGUUGCUGGGAAAGCGAUGGGUUAUGCCUCCACAAUCACGCCCAGUGGAUUUCGCCUGAAUCUCUACAAUGCACAUACUCACGCCCGCCACUAUCUGAACCAUGACGAUGACCCCGUGGAAGGUCAUCGACUGGUGCAGGCCAUUGAAAUGAUGGAGUUUAUCAGGGCUUCUGCGGCUUCAUCUGACGCAAUUUUUAUCGGCGGAGAUCUCAACUUGGAGCCCUAUACCACCGCCCUUCGGCUCCUCAAACGCUCCCUCCAUCUUAAGGAUGCCUGGCUGGAUCAGACGGCCAGAAGACCGGUCGUGAGUGUUGAGGAGAUGGAAUUGGAGGGUGCGACAUGCGAACGCGGCGACUGUCCCUACGCCCAUAAGAAGUGGACCGCUUCCACCGGGAAUGGACUUCGAUUGGACUACAUCUUCUAUCGCCCCGGCGUUAUCAAUGAUGGCUUGUCAACCCAUGCUACUCUUCAACACAUUCACCUGCUUCACUCGCAGAAGUACUUUGACAUACUUUGCCGUUUUCCGCGACAACGCUACAAGUUAGUACUUUCUGACACUUCGACAAACGCGGAGCAGCAUGGCUAUAUCCACCCCUACUUUCAAUGGCACAUGAUCGGCUUUGGCAGGGGCAUUUCGUCGGAGCGUGAAGCCGUCACGGUGGAGUGUGAGCGAUGCCAAGUGGACAUGACAGAAGUGCCGCACAAACCGGGCGUGUUCUACUCAGAUCACGCCGUCGUCACUGCUGAAUUCCUACUUACAAUGCAUGAGGAGUCGAUUGCUGAAGAAGUCCCACCUAUAAACUCUCAUGAGGCACUGGAAACCAUCCUUAUGGAGGCGGACGGCAUAAUUAAGACACAGAUGAAGAUGGAAAACAAGAGGAGGACGACCCACCUCGUGAUUGCCGCUUUGCUCAUUGUUGCUUUCCUCACCCUCGGGACCGGGGUGCCAGUGUGCCACCCGGCUUACAAGUUCUUUGCCUCGGCAUUGCUUAUGCUGGCCGGAGCGAUAGUAUUCUGCCUGAUUUGGGGCAACGUAAUUGGCAGACCUUGUCUCAUGAGCAGUCUCCGCAACGCCAAAGCCAUUGUCUGGAAUCAUCUCAACGAAUUUAUACAGGCACCUGCGAAUGCGUUUAGGAGAAUGCAACCGCUCUCGUUUCUCAAAAGAAACGAAUCUGGUUACGACGAGCCGGAGUCAAAACUGGCAGUGGUCUGUAAUGCUCCGGGUCUUCGCCGCAGGAAGGCGUGCCAACACGGAGUCGAAAUGGCCUCUGGCGAUACCAAUGACGUAAAUUAUUGGCGUGGGAAGGCAGAAGAAUAUAAAAGACUGUGGGAAGAGGAAAAGGAGGAAUUUAGGGAAUUUCAACAGAAUUCCAAGGAACUUGAAACAGAGCUUGAAACCCAGUUGGAAUUGGUGGAAAAGAACAAUGCAGAACUUCAGGCCAAAGUUGAACGUCUGUCUAUUCAGGUUGAAACCAGCAAUGACAAGCACGAUAUUCUCGUUGGUAAACUGAAUAGACAGGUCACAAAUCUUCAAGAAGAGGUCAACACUCUUAAAGCCGAAGUGUUUCAGCAAAAACAAUAUAUUCGUCAGCUGGAGCAAGUGAAUGACGAUCUUGAGCGGUCGAAUCGCAAUGCCUUGGCAUCGGUGGAGGACACCGAGGACCGUCUUAAUCAGGUCCUCGAGAAGAAUGCCCUUCUUGAAGUUGAACUCUACGAGAAGGAUGAACUCAAUGUUCGUGUACAGAGAUUAAAAGAUGAAGUUAGAGACUUAAAUCAGGAACUAAAUCACCGUUCUCGUGUCCAAGUAUCCCCAGAAAAGGCCAUUCCACCACAGGUUACAGUUGAGCAAACAACACGAGACACCUCCGAAGCCUGCAUGCAGACGGAGGGAGGCAGGACACCUUCCCUUGCCACUACUCUCCGCCCUCUCACUCCCUCCACCCGAAUCGCUGCCCUCAACCUCGUGGGUGAUCUUCUGCAGAAAAUCGCUGUAACAAUUAGAGGCGAAUUUUGCAAAUGUCUGCCGCUGUUACGACGCAGUACCGACCAAGAUCCCGAAACUCAACGAUCAGACGCCUCAAACCUCAGCGGCCAACGGCGCUGCCUCGUAGGCGAAUACCUGGACCUUCCAUCCCCCCUCCUAAAUGUUAUUCCCUGUCCUCAUGUAUAUGUGGCCCCCAAUCGCUGUCAAGGCUGGAUUGUAUUAUUCCAACCCUCCCAUCUUCAACCACACAUUUUAGCACCAAUACUCAGAAGUAAAUUAGUAAUAAUUCACACUCAUGAAGCUUUCUGA